CUAGUCUCAGUGCGGGCCCUCGCCCUCGCCCUCGCCCGUCGCCUGGGGACCUGAGAGCGCGCGAGCUACCUGGGGGGCGAAUCUGGGAGGCGGGUCCGGGGCUUGUCUCCGACGCAGACCAGACUCCUCCUCCUGCCACUGGCCACCGGGGGGGAAGGCGGGCAUCACCGAGUCUGGUGAGCCCUGCCGCCGCACGCUUUAAGAAAAAAUGAAGAAAUUAAGGCUUAAGGAACUAGAGAGUCGCCUGCAACAAGUGGAUGGAUUUGAAAAACCCAAACUUCUUCUGGAACAGUAUCCGACCAGGCCGCACAUUGCAGCAUGUAUGCUCUAUACCAUCCAUAACACAUAUGAUGACAUUGAAAGUAAAGCGGUUGCAGAUCUUGGAUGUGGUUGUGGAGUGCUUAGCAUUGGAACGGCAAUGUUAGGAGCAGGGUUGUGUGUUGGAUUUGACAUAGAUGAAGAGGCAUUGGAAAUAUUUAAUAAGAAUGUCGAAGAGUUUGAGUUAACAAAUGUUGAUAUGGUUCAAUGUGAUGUGUGUGCGUUACCUAACAGAAUGUCUAAGUCCUUUGAUACAGUAAUUAUGAAUCCUCCCUUUGGGACUAAGAAUAAUAAAGGAACAGAUAUGGCUUUUCUGAAGGCGGCUUUGGACAUGGCAAGAACAGCAGUAUAUUCUUUACACAAAUCCGCAACUAGAGAACAUAUUCAAAAGAAAGCUGCAGAAUGGAAAAUCAAGAUAGAUAUUAUUGCAGAGCUGAGAUAUGACCUGCCAGCAUCAUACAGAUUUCACAAAAAGAAAUCAGUAAGUCUCUCGAUUCUGACUGAAGUACAUUCAGAUGUAAGCUUUUCAAUAAGUAAUGAUUUCUUCUGUUACCAAGUUUCCUAAGUAAAUACAGCAAGCAAAUAGAGGAAAUGAGAUGCUAAUUCACUAUAUGAUGGGCUUCUAAGCAAACAGCAAAUGAUCUGGUUUAAGAAUAAACCCCCCCCCCCAAAAAAAG
This is a messenger RNA of Echinops telfairi (small Madagascar hedgehog), 995 nucleotides long. RefSeq names its product methyltransferase 5, N6-adenosine (gene METTL5). The record is from RefSeq and is a predicted model, not a curated record. The coding region runs from base 209 to 883 and encodes 224 amino acids. Gene Ontology annotation, molecular function: rRNA (adenine-N6-)-methyltransferase activity; nucleic acid binding. Lineage: Eukaryota; Metazoa; Chordata; Mammalia; Afrosoricida; Tenrecidae. The transcript is spliced from 6 exons. Gene Ontology annotation, biological process: rRNA methylation.